Messenger RNA from Cynara cardunculus var. scolymus (artichoke), 1650 nucleotides. Its product is annotated as AP-4 complex subunit mu-like. The transcript has 14 exons. The record is from RefSeq and is a predicted model, not a curated record. Gene Ontology annotation, biological process: Golgi to lysosome transport; protein targeting. The coding region runs from base 89 to 1444 and encodes 451 amino acids. Gene Ontology annotation, cellular component: trans-Golgi network; cytoplasmic vesicle; clathrin adaptor complex. Lineage: Eukaryota; Viridiplantae; Streptophyta; Magnoliopsida; Asterales; Asteraceae.
ACCUCCUCACCCCGCUCGUCGUCCGAUUUCGACAUACAUAAUCUCUAUCAUAGCUGGUUGAAUUGAGGAAGGAAGUAGGUUCACGGCAAUGAUUUCACAGUUCUUUGUAUUGUCGCAGAGAGGCGAUAACAUUGUGUUCCGUGAUUAUCGUGGUGAUGUGCAAAAAGGAAGUGCAGAGAUCUUCUUUCGUAAAGUGAAGUUUUGGAAGGAGGAUGGAGAAGCCGAGGCUCCACCUGUCUUUAAUGUGGAUGGUGUCAACUACUUUCAUGCCAAAGUAGUUGGGUUGCUGUUUGUUGCAACAACUAGAGCAAAUGUUUCACCUUCUCUUGUCUUGGAGCUUCUACUAAGAAUAGCACGAGUUACCAAAGAUUACCUUGGCAUCCUAAAUGAAGAUUCAAUACGGAAAAACUUUGUGCUUAUGUACGAAUUACUUGACGAAGUAAUUGAUUUUGGUUAUGUGCAAACGACAUCAACUGAAGUUCUGAAGUCAUGUUUAUUUAAUGAGCCAAUCAUGGUUGAUGCUGCACGAAUGCCACCUCUUGGUCCAGCUGCUCUCUUUAUGCAAGGGAACAAAAGAAUGCCAGGGACGGCUGUCACGAAGUCAGUGGUAGCUAAUGAACCUGGGGGUAGAAAGAGGGAGGAAAUUUUCGUGGAUAUAAUUGAAAAAAUAAGUGUUACUUUCAGCUCUAGUGGAUACAUACUAACUUCUGAGAUAGAUGGAACCAUUCAAAUGAAGAGUUAUCUUUCUGGGAAUCCAGAAAUCCGACUAGCCCUUAAUGAGGAGCUGAAUAUAGGAAGCAGUGGCAGAUCGUUAUAUGAUUACACUGGUUCCACUGGAUCAGGAGCAGUUAUACUAGAUGAUUGCAAUUUCCAUGAAUCUGUGCAUCUAGAUCGUUUUGAUGUCGACAGAACUCUGACUCUUGUGCCUCAUGAUGGUGAAUUUCCUGUCAUGAAUUAUCGCAUGACUCAGGAAUUUAAGCCACCUUUUCGUAUUAACACCCUCAUUGAAGAAGCUGGAUCACUCAAGGCUGAAGUGAUUCUGAAAGUACGUGCCGAAUUUCCUCAAAAUAUUACUGCAAAUACGGUUGUGGUUCAGAUGCCUGUGCCAUCAUACACAUCCAGAAUUAGCUUCGAAAUGGAAUCUGGAGCAGUUGGACAAGUGACUGAUUUUAAGGAAUCAAACAAGAAACUGGAGUGGGGGUUAAAGAAGAUUGUUGGUGGAUCUGAACAUACACUACGUGCAAAGCUAACAUUCUCACAGGACUCACAUGGGAAUAUAACCAAGGAAGCUGGACCUGUCAGCAUGACCUUCACCAUACCCAUGUACAAUUGCUCUAGACUACAGGUGAAAUACUUGCAAAUUGCAAAGAAGUCCAAAACAUACAAUCCCUACCGGUGGGUGAGAUAUGUUACCCAAGCCAAUUCAUAUGUUGCUCGUAUAUGAGCCUCUCUCUAACUCAUGUUGUAUUCUCUUUCUGUUCUUUGCCUCUGCGUCUAUGAUAAAGCCUACCCAAAAUCCUCUCUCUCUCCCUAUAGGAUUUAUUGGGUUUAUUUGGUUUGGUUUGGUUUGGUUUUGAUAAUAGCUAGUUGUUUAUGUACUGAGAGAGUCGUGUAAAAUUAACCAACUUUAAGGAAACUAUGUGGUUUUUA